UUUGCUAAAGUGUGUUGCCCAGAACUGGACACAAUAUUCCAUCUGAGGCCUCUCAAGUGCUGAGUAGAGUGAAAUAAUUACUUCUUACAUAUGACACCCUUUGAUAUACCCCAGAAUGAUGAUAGCCUUUCUUGCAACUGCAUCACAUUGUGCUGCAAUGAAAGAACAAUGUGCAACUUUUUAAAAGUGCAUAUACAGCAUGGAAAAUAAGAACACAUAACAAAUGUAUAUAACAGUUGCACAGAUUUGGAUUGUUUUCCCCUACUCUGUCCUUAAUUUGUUGAUUGGCUUAGCUGCCACCCAGUUCCCCCACAAACAAAUGGAACUGACAGUACUGGUGCCUAUUCAUCUCCCUGUGAGGGCCUGACAAUAUCCUGAAUAAACUUUAUUGAAUUAAGUUAAACCUUAUUGAAUUAUGUUUAAUACCUUUGGGGUCCAUUGUAUUAAAAUGUAAUUGUGUAUGUGUUGUUGUAUGUACCUUCUCUAGUAAGAGGGGGGUACUAUGUAAUUCCUCCAGUAUCAACGCUUUGAAAUGACUUCCCACCCCCAGAGAGGUGUGCAUAUAUUAGUUCAAACUGGAUUCUCCAGGGACCAACAGAUAAAGAAAGGAUAUUUGGAUAAAUAGCAUGGUAUUAAACUGGUUCAGGGCCACCUUCUUGAUCCAGGAAAUGGACAAGACCUCUGGUCCACGGAUGGCCCUAAUCCUUAGAGAAGGGUUGGAAGGAUUUGCCCUACAGAGGCCGAUAAGACUGGGUGCUUGUUCUAAGCUGUGGCUAUGAUGAACUUGUGACCACAAAAAAAACCUCUUGAGAGGGGUUUGGAAGGACUGUUCCAGCCAGAGCCCAGGUUAGGGUUGGAGUGAUCUCUGGUAGGCUUAUUAGCAUGUAGGUCUUUUGUUGUUUUUAAUAUGUUGUCUCUGGAGAGCUUUUACCUUAAUAAAAUAGGCUUGUAUAGAAAGAACUGUGUGGUAUUUAUAACUGUUGACAAUCCCUCUGUUAUCAGUUUCUGAAGAGAAAGCAAGCGAGUGUGCUUGCAUAGCUUGUCUCUCUGCUGGAAAUGACACGAUGAAGUCAGGGAAUUGUGCAGGCUGGAAAUACCCUGGCCAGAAGGGAGUGAGUGCCAAGAAAGGUAACAGUUGAGGAGUUGGAAGUCUAGAGGGGGUGCCCUCGCUGGCCCACCAAGGGGAAACACAGGUGCAGUUGCCCUGAACUGUGAUACAUCCGGACUACUUUACUUGCAUGUUGUAUCCUGCUCUGCAUCUUUUUGUUGGUUUCUUGUUUAUUAUAGAUUGUAAGCCGCUUAGGGUAUGGACUAUGUCUUAUGAUGUACAGUGCCUAGCACAUUCGAGUCCCAAUCUUAAUUUUAGGGUCGCCAGUAACCUCCACAGAUCAGAUAAAUAAUAAUAAUUUUAUCUUCUUAUCUUUUACAUCCAGCGAGCUUCAAUGAAGCUCAGUGAAGCUACUCGAUGAAUUAAAUGGAGUUCCUCCUGAUUUGUGCUGGUGUAAGUGAGUGAAGGGACAAGGGCGUUUCCCCUUAUUCUAGGUACGUUGUUCCAUGUUUAUAGUUAAAAUGGUUUUGAAAUCACCUUAGCAAAAGGACCAUGUGGCUUUUAUUAGCCUUUUGGACCAUUUGUAUUUGCUGGAAUCACUUUUUAAAAAAAAAUCAGCUUUGGAUAAAAGAGAGGUCCCAUCCAAAAUUACUUAUUGGAAAUCCCAGAAAAAACAUGUAAUGAAUGGUAAGCCAUUUCAAGACAAUAAGAUGCAGCGGGCAUUGGAUCAGGUACAGUAGCAGUACAGUACAGGUGCUGCUCAAUGUAGACUGUAUAGAAGAAUGACUAAAAUGUAAUCUUGCUCAGAUCUCUAGAGGCUAGCUGUAACUUGCACAAUUCCCCAUUGUGGAUCAUUAUAUACAAUUGCCUUGAGUCUGCUGGUUAUAUCUGCUUAAUGUGAAUACAGUUUUAGCAAGCUGACUAUUAUUAAGAACAGGUUUUAAUGGUGUUAGUUGAGCAUUAGAAAGACAAGGUGGGUGAGCUAAUAUCUUUUAUUGGACCAACUUAUGCUGGCGAAAGAGACAAGCUUUAGAGCUACACAGAUCUCUUCUUUAGGCUAGUAGAGCAUGACAUUUCUACAAAUUUGGAUACUUAAUGCACUCACAGAUCCAUUCAAACCCUGAAAAUCUGACACUAAAUAAUAUUUGAAUAUACAAAGAGCUUAAAUGUAGAAAAUUCAUUGACAAGUAUUUCAGUCAGUUUCAUUUCCUGCUUUCAUCCAUUAGACUUGAUUUACUACUGCAGGUUAGGGUGCAAAUUACACUUGCAGUAGUAAAUCAAGAGGGGGAUUUACCCUCCUGGGAAAGAUGCUGAUGGUACUUUCCCUAAUACAGGGAAAUAUAGUAAGUGGUAUUUUCCCUAGUUACUCUUUUCUUGAAUACAAUGGACUAAAUUCCUUCCUGGUAUAACUCUCCAUUGGUAUCAGUGUGGUUGCGCCUGGGAAGAAUUUGAUCUAAAUUCUAUAAUAACUGGAAAAUCUCUUGUAUCAGAGGGGUAGCCGUGUUAGUCUGAAUCUGUAAAAAGCAACAGAGGGUCCUGUGGCACCUUUAAGACUAACAGAAGUAUUGGGAACAUAAGCUUUCGUGGGUAAGAACCUCACUUCUUCAGAUGCAAGAGAUGGAAAAUCUCUGACUCAGUGGAUUUUCAUGCUAAAGGUUAAGCCUGUUUUAUUUACUCACUAAUUGAGAAAAACAUCAGCUGCAACCCACAGAUGAAUUGUUCUUGCAGUUCCGGUUUCAAAAAGUUGGAAGUCUGGAUCAGAAAGAGCACAGCUGGGUGGAGGAUCCUCACACAGAAGAACUAGGGACCACUCAAUUUCUAAGCCAGUAUUUAUUGAAGAAAAAGGGGCCUUUAUCAUGAGAGCAGAUAGCAAGAUAUGGUUCACUUUUAUACUAGCUGCUUUUGCAGGAGUUUUACACUGGUGUCAUAUUACAACUCUUUUUGAAAAUGACCGUCAUUUUUCUCACCUCUCGACGCUGGAAAGAGAGAUGGCUUUUCGCACUGAAAUGGGCCUUUAUUAUUCCUAUUUCAAGACGAUUAUUGAAGCACCAUCAUUUUGGAAUGGAAUGUGGAUGAUUAUGAACGAUAAACUAACUGAAUAUCCUCUGGUGAUUAAUACGUUAAAAAGGUUCAAUCUUUAUCCAGAGGUGGUCCUAGCCAGCUGGUACCGCAUAUACACAGGGGUAAUGGAUUUUAUUGGUGUUCAGACCAAGACAUGCUGGACUGUAAACAGAGGAGAAAGGCUUAGUCCUGUUGAAAGCUGUGAAGGAUUGGGAGACCCUGCUUCCUUUUAUGUUGCUGUGAUCUUUCUUUUAAAUGGACUAAUGAUGUCAUUGUUCUUCAUAUAUGGCACAUACCUAAGUGGGAGCCGUCUAGGAGGUCUAGUUACGGUAUUGUGCUACUUUUUCAAUCAUGGGGAGUGCACGCGUGUGAUGUGGACUCCACCCCUUCGUGAAAGUUUCUCAUACCCAUUCCUUGUGCUUCAGAUGUUGCUUUUGACCUACAUUCUCAGGACUCCGAAUAUUAAUAGAGGAAGCUUGAUUGCACUGUGUGUUUCUAAUGUCUUUUUCAUGCUUCCCUGGCAGUUUGCUCAGUUUGUCCUUCUGACACAAAUAGCGUCGUUAUUUGCUGUGUAUGUUGUGGGUUACAUUGACUCUCUCAAGUUACAGAAGAUACUUUGUGCACAUAUGGCAUCUCUUGCACUGUGUUUCAUUUUGAUGUUUGGCAACUCAAUGUUAUUGACAUCAUAUUAUGCUGCCUCUUUAGCAGUUAUCUGGGGUAUUCUUGAAUGGAGUCCAAAAUUGCUGAAAAUGAGUAGAAGAGAAGUCAGUUUAUGGGCCAUUGAAGGAUUUGCUUGGUUAUUUGGAACAGUCACCUUAAAAUAUUUGACUUCUCUAAUAUUUGGAGUAGCUGAUGAUGCACAUAUAAGUAACCUGCUAAAAUCAAAAUUUAUUGGCUACAAGGAUUUUGAUACGUUAAUGUACACCUGUGCUGCAGAGUUUGACUUCAUGGAAAAAGAGACUCCAAUAAGAUACACAAAGACGUUACUACUUCCGGUUGUUCUUGUGGUUUUUGGGAUAAUCAUCAUGAAGGCAAUUAAAUAUAUUGUGUGGGUUUUAUCUCAGAAAGACCUCUGUGAACGAGAGGAUCAUUUUAACCAUGGUGAGCUGGUAUACCAUGCAUUGCAGCUAUUGGCAUAUACUGUACUUGGUAUUUUAAUUAUGAGACUGAAACUGUUUCUGACACCUCACUUAUGCGUUAUGGCUUCCUUGGUUUGUUCAAAACAGUUGUUUGGAUGGCUCUUUGGCAAAAUUCAGCCCAAAACAUUGGUCUUUGCUAUUUUAGCAAUAAUGGCAAUAGAGGGAUCAGCAAACCUUCAGAAACAGUGGAACAUCAUGGGAGAAUUUAGCAAUUUGCCACAGGAAGAACUUUUAGAAUGGAUAAAAUCCAGUACCAGACAAGAUGCUGUUUUUGCAGGAGCGAUGCCUACAAUGGCAAGUGUCAAGUUGUCUGCCCUUCGACCUAUUGUCAAUCAUCCCCAUUAUGAAGAUGCAGGGCUGAGGGCCAGAACUAAAAUAGUGUAUUCCAUGUAUAGUCGAAAACCAGCAAAAGAAGUGAAAAGAGAAUUGUUAAGACUAGGAGUGAAUUAUUACAUCUUAGAAGAGUCGUGGUGCAUAAGAAGAACUAAGCCCGGUUGCAGUAUGCCUGAAAUUUGGGAUGUGGAAGAACCUGCCAAUGCUGGCAAAAUUCCUUUAUGUAACCUUAUGAGUAAGGAUCCCAGGCCAUAUUUCAACACAGUAUUCCAGAACAGUAUUUACAGAGUCUUGAAGGUUACAAGGGAAUAACACUUCAGUGCAAAGAACUGUCAAACUUUUUCAACUUUUUAACUGCUAACCAUAUAAAAAUUCUAAAUCAGAAACACCUUUUAUACUAAACUUAAAAUGAGGAAAUGUAUAUUUUUAAUUUUUUGUCAUUUUAAAGGAAUUCUGAUUAUAGAAGUACCUUAACCUGACAGUUUGGAUUUCUAUUUCAGGGUCAGUCUCUUGAGGUUUGCUAUGCAAAUGAUUAUAUGUUUGCACACUCUUUAAUAAAUACUGAUCCAAACAAAAGUUAAGUGGCUGUAGAAAGUAACAACAGUUCUCAAAACCAAUCCGAUUGUGAAACAAUGCUGUCAGUCUGCCUUAGCAAAGCAAGAUUAUUUAAACCAUUGGUGCUAGUAAUUAGGAACUAAUGGAUGGUUCUGUAGCAUCUAGCAGCAGACUUCUUAAAUCACCAUCACAAUAUAAUGACCACUCCCCAUAUUCCUCUUUGGAUAACGUGAUACUGAUCACACAUUUCUGAAGAAGUCACACAAUUUCUUUAGCCAUAUCUGUGUGAAGAAUGGUUUUAAGAGAAACUGAAGAAGGGUUGCUGAUAGUUUUGGAUCACUUUAAAAACAUGUCAGGCCUUUAAGUUUGUCUUUUUAAAUGAAAUAGUUUUUAAACAAUCUUGAAACUGCACAUUUUAGAUGAUGUGCACUUUGCAUGUGCUUGGAACCUUAACUUCAAUAUUAAUUUUAAAAAAUAAUUAAACCAAUGAGAGGAAUAUUUGCAACUGAGCGGUAGCUUAGCUUCUGAUUGCCCAAGGAUUUUAAACAUUCUAGUACAUUCAAAACAACCAAACAUGCACAUGUGAAGUUUAAGAAGGGAAAAAAUAUUUUAUUCAGGCAAAAUCUGUCAUUUAUCCUUGUUGUUGUGUAGCUUUAGUAAGGUAAUAAAAUAAACUCUGCACUGCCUUAACAGUGCUAGAGCUACAUCUUAAUUCUGUAGGAAAUGCAUCUAGUUCAUAUCACAUUUUCUUUCCCCAUCUAUUAAAGCCCGUAUAAAGAUUCUGUUGUACAUUGGACAUCUUGCUUUAUUUAACUAAUCCUGGUUUUUAAAAAUAGUUUUUAAAAGUAUCCAAAUAAUACUGAAGAAAAACCUUGUAACAAAAUUAACCUGACGGUACUAUGAUUAUAGUCAAAAGUUUGUGUAAAUUUAAUCACUAAACCAAAUGUUAAAUAUACUCUCCUUGAAUUGUCUGACCAUGUAGAGUGCAAUUAUCCUUCCUGCUUUGAAGUUUUUUCUUAUUUCUAUCACCAUAAUGUGGCCAUUGUGGAUGGUACAGGACUUAAUUUCACAGAGGAAUUCAUUUCCCGGUGUACUAGAGCAAGGAUACCCUACAGGCUAUUAACAAACAAGAUGUUAUAAAUUCUAUAUGUUACAGCCACUUGAAAACAUCACAAGUAAUCUAGAUUUGUAACUUUUGAGACUAUAUAAAUGUUAAUUGUUCAAUCAGCAGCCUAAUGACAUGACAGUGGUCUAGGUGGCUGUACUGGAUAUUCAGCCUUGACUGCAUCUAGCAGUAAUAGAUGCUGUAGAAAUAAACCUCUUUUACAGCUGUGAGAGUAGUAAUAAAAUGUUGAACAUAUGUGAAAACUGUGGAAUAAAAGCUGAUCAGUAUUUUAUGUAUUUGAUUUUUUUUUAAAAUUUGCUUUAUUGGGAGGGUGCAGAUAAAGGGUUGAAAAUACAUAUUAACUUUUUAACUUUUACAAAAAACAUUUUGGUAAAGUUUCUAUAAGGAAACUGGAUCACUAAAAAGGGCUUAGGAGAAGAGAAUUUUUUUUAAAUAUGUUGAUGGGUUUCAAGAAAGCAGUAAAAAGGAUAUCUUUCUAUAUAAACAUUGUGACUAAAUAGUGUUACAGCACAAAAAAGUACUGUAUUUUUAUGGGGUUUAUGCCAAUUGUUCACAUGUACUUAUAUGUAGUUAAAUAAAAAAAUUCAUGCAA
Molecule: messenger RNA, 6854 nt
Organism: Chrysemys picta bellii (western painted turtle)
Lineage: Eukaryota; Metazoa; Chordata; Testudines; Emydidae
Source: RefSeq, a predicted model, not a curated record